Molecule: messenger RNA, 3660 nt
Organism: Haliotis rufescens (red abalone)
Lineage: Eukaryota; Metazoa; Mollusca; Gastropoda; Lepetellida; Haliotidae
Exons: 15
Coding region: 256-2292 (678 amino acids)
Molecular function (GO): protein binding
Source: RefSeq, a predicted model, not a curated record
ACUUGACGACGACGGGAUACGUGGUACCUAUUCUGUCUCAGAACCCCCACGGGACUGGUUCAGCAGCAUCAGCGACUGAGGUGGAUGCUACGCUGUUUCUAAGGAAUUGAUCAGUUAUCAGUUGUGUUGUCAGGUGUCGCGCUAACACAGGUGGCAUCGCUUACCUAGAGACGAGGUGCCGCUGUAAUCAGUCACAGCAGAAGAAGGAACACACAGUCACAUUCCAUCAUCGUCUGUGUUGUGUUGCAACUCGACAUGAACAACGCGCAGAUCCUAAGGAACCACGCCCUCUUUCAGAAGAGCUGGACCAACUGGCCGUGUAACCAUGGCCUGCCCUCGCUGUCCAGCGGGUCACGGACCUCCAGGGCCACGGGGUCAGAGUCACUCAACAUGUCGCUCGCCACCAGUUCCAAGUCCGGUAACUCGCAGCCUCGAUUUCGAACGAACCGCGUUGAGUCAACAUCAACGUUCUCCAAGUCUGACCCCAGUUCCCUCACCGCCAGCAACAACAGCGUGGUCACCAGGAGCAACCACGUGCUGGCGGACAGACGGGAGAAGAGAGCCACAAGACGCAAGCCCUGGACUGAAGACAUACCCAAGAUAGAGUCUAACAAGAACACAUAUGUCGAGAUCCACUAUGAGAAGGCGCUCCCUAAGGGCAAGUGGAUGGAGUACAGGCAAAGACAGUACGUGGCCAACCCUAAAUAUGGGCAUCUGUACGAAGUCAGGACCGACCUGACCCCCCGGAGAGAGAGCCCGCCCCCUCCCAGCACGUGGCUGUGGGAGGAUGAAUACCGUAUAUGGAGGCUGGAGGAAGCAAGGGAAGGUAACUCCUCCGUGUCUAGCUCUCUAUCCAAGAUAGGCAGUAUGACGUCACGGAAAGGGAAGAAGAACGACAAAGAGAAACCGCACGCUGAUCUGUUCGCCCAAUACCACGCCUACCGUCUGGACAAACAACGUCGCCAGUACGCCGCCACCAACAUCCAGCGUUACGUCAAGGGAUGGCUGGUCAGACAUAAGGUUAAGAAACUGAAGAGAAACGCUCUUCUCGGACUAAGCCGAGCAUGGCCGAAGUUUACCGACGAAUACAAGGAGACAGUGACCCGGAUACAGGCCCGAUACGGCGUCAUGAGGACGUACUGCCACUUUGACCUCGACCAGGUCGCAGAUUUCAUCGACAGGAGAGAACGUUAUGAACGGGUGUUUGACCGCAUGGUGGACAGACGGAUUGAAAAAAUGCCACGUGACGACCUUCCCGAGUUCUUCCGAGCGUGUGGCCUUCACCCCACGGAAGGGGAGAUAAACGCUGCCUUCAACACUAUCUUCCGAGGUGCGGGUAACACGGCGGAAGUGGUGUUUGUGCUGGACUGCUCGGCCAGCCUCGGUCCCGUCAACUUCAAGUGUCAGCUCAACUUCCUGAAGGAUGUCAUCCAGGACCUUGACGUGGCCUCGGACCGGAUCAGGGUCGGUCUGGUACCCUAUACUGAAAGUGUCUUCGAAUCAUUCGGCCUCACCCGUUUCGAAAACAAAAAAGACAUUCUGGAAAGAAUAGAUCAAAUCAAGUUCAAGAGUGGACUGACCCGGACUGACCUCGCCCUGAAGAUGAUGAGGGAGUUGUUUCAGUCCUCCCGUCCGGGGGUGCAGAAGGUGUGCCUCGUGAUCACCGACGGCAAGUCACAUGACGUGAACCUGACCUUGAGAGAGGCAAGAAAGGCACAGCGAGACAAUAUAGAUAUUUAUACCAUAGGUGUGGGGUAUGACGUGGAUGUCGAGGAGCUCAAGUCUAUAGCAUCCUCGGACAAGAACGUGCACACCGUGUCCGACUACAUGACUCUGGUCAACCUCAAGGACCUCCUCCAGAAGAGGAUCUGUCUAGGGAGUGACCAAUCCCCGUCCGACAGGCACGUGCAGCCCGUGCGAGAUGCAUGCAGACCUCUUGUCCGGGACGAGGCCCUGGAGGUGAUAUGGAGCUUGUAUCCGCCAAAGGCUUCAGACGUGGAGGCUAGGAAGUCUCGCUGGAUCCGCCCCGUGGUGCAGGAGACGGAGGCUUGGUCACUCCUUGAUGACCGUAUUUUGACCCAGACGGAUUUCCGUACUUGUCUGAAGCUGGUGAUAGAGGCGCGUCUGAAGAGGGAGGGCGUGGUCGCCAUCCCAAGCAACGUGCGCGCGGGUGUGGAGGAAGUGUCAAACGCCGAGGAAGCCAUGGAGAAGAUAGAGAAGUACCUGCUGGAGAGGAAGGCUGAGAAGGAGACGAAGGAAAUAAAGACGACUCCGCCGCGAGUCGCCGUGUAGUCACAUGACAGUGCCUAUGCUCUAGGAACCAGUGUUUUCUCCUGUUCAUGUACCUGUAGUAACUACAAGCCCAUACAGGGAACAUGUAUCGGAAACAUGCUCCCAUCACAAAGGUGCCUUACGUUUCAUCAUCUCAAGAGAGAAAAUGUAAUUACAGUUAUCCGUACUUAAAAACAAAUGUUUCUGGCGCUUGCUGUAAGCCGGCAUCAUCUGAAUCGAACCCGGACCUUAGGUGUCACGAAGCAACGCUUUAACCACUAGGCUACCCAACCGCCCCGAUUUUUGAAAGAACAGCGUCAAAAUAAUAUAGUAGGGGCAAGGGUGGCCCAGUCGUCUAAAGCGCCGUAAUUCGAUGUGCAGAGUUGCGUCCCUUGGAACGCCAGAAACCCAUGAUCGUGGGUUCGAAUUCCGGUUCUCCAUGCUUGUUUCUUGGUUUGUCAGAACCGAACCCGUUCUGGUGGAUUUCACCAAAAUUGUAAACGUCUGAGACUUGCAUCGCUUCUGGUUUUACUCCCCCACCAAGCUGUCACGCGGUUAUAUAACGGGAAUACUGUUCAUUGUGGGUGUUUAACUUGUUUUGAGCAGUAUAUUGCAUGUAUAUGCGUUACAGCAGGCGGUUCGUCCAAGUUGGUGGAAGCGGAUGAAAAAUAUCAAUGAUUUUACAAAAUGUACAUAUUCAGUAAACGUUUAUGAUUGUUUGAAAUAACAUCUUCUGUCCAUAAGUCAUUUUAAAUCUUUUACGCAAACGCAAAUUGUCAUCAAGAUCUGUGAUAUUGAUAAUGGUGGUGUUGUUUAUCUGUUGAUCUGUUAUUGUAAAUAACUUGUUGAUAAGUGUCGUUUCGUACGUUUUCAUAUAACAUUGAUCUAUAAAUGUCGAGUAUGCUUGUAGUUAGAGACGACUAACGGGAUCGGGUGGUCAGGCUCGCCGACUUGGUUAAUGCAUGUCAUCGUAUCCCAGUUCGAUGCUCAUGAUGUCAAUCACUGGAUUGUCUGGUCCAGACUCGAUUGUUUACAGACCGCUGUCAUAUAGCUUGAAUAUUGCUGAUUGCGGCGUUAAACAACAAAGAAAAGGAAACAUAAGACUGACAGUAGACGACUGCUGUAAAGUGAACAUUUGAUGGUGAAAUCAUGCAUGUCAGGUCAUUGUAUGUAGCUCACGCAACCACAACCCCACCUUUCUAUUACACUGGGGACCGCUUCGCCAAGCAAACGUAGUGUCACAAAUGCUAUCACAAGAUGCACUGACACACAUAGACAUCAUCUUCCCGAGGCAAGUGAGUUAACUGAUUGUAAAAGUCCAGUUUCCACCCUUGCCGAACUGGGCUGGUAUUAUGGAGUUACAUUUUGGCUGGACUAACGAGUCUAUGC